Cuscuta epithymum is the source of this 1580-nucleotide messenger RNA. The record is from the annotation of a GenBank genome assembly. NCBI's taxonomy places the organism in Eukaryota, Viridiplantae, Streptophyta, Magnoliopsida, Solanales, Convolvulaceae.
GAUACUCGUGGAUUUGGCAAGACCGUUCACAUCACCGCAAAAAUCCUCAUUUCAAAUGGAAGGAAACAUAGUUCUAAAGAAGAAAAUCAUGGAAGCUGCAUCCAGAAACGACCUUUUUGAUUUCAUAUGUUCCAGCCCCCUAGUGAAUAAAACCGGUAUAACCUCAGAAAUGGUGGGCGAGUCUUUAGAUAAGUGCUUAGAGUAUGGAUCAGUGUUAUGCACACUAUUUCACCUCAACCACCUGAAUCUUAACCUUUCCGAAAAAGUUAGAAUUUAUCACUACUAUAUCCCUGUGUUCCUGUGGUGUGAAAAUGAAUUAUCCAAUCACUGCUCUAAGUUCAAAGGCAAAGAAGAAGUUCCACCUUUGGUGAUUGGGCUCAGUGCACCACAAGGAUGUGGAAAGACGACACUUGUUUUUGCGCUGGAUCAUCUUUUCCUUGUAACUGGGAGGAAUUCAGCUAUGCUGUCCAUUGAUGAUUUCUACUUGACCGCAGAAGAUCAGGUAACACUAAGGGAAAGCAAUCCUGGGAAUUUACUAUUGGAGUUUCGCGGAAAUGCUGGAAGCCAUGAUCUUCCUUUAUUUGUUAAGACUCUAACUGCUCUAACCAAAUUGACAAAACAAGGUGCGAAGAUGAAGCUCCCUAGGUAUGAUAAAUCAGCAUAUAAUGGUAGAGGCGAUAGAGCUGAUCCUUCUACAUGGCCAGAGAUCGAAGGGCCUCUUUCGGUAGUUCUAUUUGAGGGUUGGAUGCUUGGUUUCAAGCCCCUUCCAUGUGAAGUUGUCAAAGACGUUGAUCCGCAGCUGGAGGUUGUUAACAAGAAUUUAGAAGCUUACUCUGAUGCAUGGGCCAAAUUUGUCAAUUCAUGGAUAGUCAUCAAGAUUCAAGACCUGAGAUGUGUAUAUAAAUGGCGUUUAGAGGCUGAAAUAGCUAUGAAGGGUGAGGGAAAGCCUGGGAUGUCGGAUGAGGAGGUAAAAGAAUUUGUGUCGCGUUACCUGCCAGCAUACAAUGCAUACCUUCCUACACUCUACUCAACGGGACCCAGCGGUGCAGAUCCAGACCAUACACUGCUGAUUGAAAUUGAUGAAGGCAGGAACCCAGUUCUUGGUGUGCUAGACAUUCAAGCAUUGCGGAUGCUCUUAGAGACAUUUCGUUUGGAAGAGACAUUUCUGUUCGAGAAAACCUAAUUGCGAAACUACUGUUCAUGGUCGCCGGGAAGAUUGAAAUCCGAGGCUUUGGAUUCAUACCUUCCAGAGUGGGUCGACGGGAAGAUUAAUAACUUCAGAUUUUAAGAUGAGUAUAAGGGGUGAGUACAACAAGCAUUGUUGAAAAAAGAAGUGUGUAAGUUACAAGAAAUAUUCUUUUCUCGCCUUUAUGUAAGAAAUUGUCAACCAAAAUAUGGCUUCACAUGGUGUGUAAACUGUUAAAUGCUAGUAUUUCAUCAUCAUGGUUAGAAUUACUCACUUGUGUUGAUUCGUGCACAAACAGAUCUGGUUUCAAAAAAACAAAUGCUCAAACAGAUCUCGUCGAUCUCAUGAUUUUGUAUCCCACUUUACCUUUGUGCGUGCGUCUUCUGUAGUUCCA